AUUUAUUGGGAAAGAGAUUGCAAGAGACAUUGAAUCAUUAUCAGACAUGCAAUCCGAAUUAGAUUUAUUGGGACAAGAGAUUGCAAGAGACAAAGAAUUAGAACAGUUUGCUAAGAAAGAAAAAUUUGAUUCUAGAAUCACAAAAUUUGAAGCUAUCAAGGAAGAAAUUCGGAAUUUGAUUCUAUAA
This is a messenger RNA of Entrophospora candida, 187 nucleotides long. The record is from the annotation of a GenBank genome assembly. NCBI's taxonomy places the organism in Eukaryota, Fungi, Glomeromycota, Glomeromycetes, Entrophosporales, Entrophosporaceae.